GGCCGCUCGGCGCAGUGCUCGCCGGGACGCCGCACGUACGAGACCCGCUUCUCCUGCGCGCCAGUGGCGCCCCCACCCCGGGCCGCCCCACCUGUUGUCCCGCCGUCUCGGCACCCGGCGGCCCCUACCCGACCCUCGAAGACGUCCCGACGUCGCCGACGCCGGCACAGUAGCGACGUGGACGCGCGUCGGACACCCUCGGUGGCAGCGCCACCCGGCGACGAGACCUGCGCACCCCCUGGCGGAGCUCCGAGCUCGCUGCCCUGACCCUUUGGGGAGAGAUUUAAAAUUCUAAAAGGGCCUUGCCAGCGGUAGGGUGGCUGGAGAGAGAAAUUCCAAAUACGUUCGGAUCGCCGAUAGGGGUGCACUCGACGUGGAGCGCCCUCGCCCUCAGACGUCGGCGCUGCCUGGCGGCGGAUUCGCGCACUACUCGGAAGGCGGUCGAGGAGGAACUCGAGGACGCGGAGGGUCCAUCGGACUCUUUCAGGGGACUCGUUGGCCGCGCGACCGCUGCCCGAUUAACGGGCUAUUGCGAGGGAAAUAUUAAAUCGAGGAGAAGUGUUUUUCGUGAGGAAGAAGUGGACGUUUACGCGGCCGGGACUCUGGCGCAAACCUGGCGCCCGACUUUGCCAGGUAAACGGCUACCGAUCCCCGGAAUGUGGGCAUUCGGACUGAGAUACUCGGUUUGUUGACACUCGGAGGGUAUCGAGGUGUUCCCGUGCCAACCGAACUCCAAAGUCAACUGCUAGCGGCGUCGCGGACCUCCGACGUCCACGACGUCGCCGCCCUUGAUCGGAGAAGGAUUCCAUAAAGGUGUUCCGAAGACUCCGGGACUAAUCCCGAAGCGAAGCCCUACCUGCCUCGAGGAGACGUCGCGACACGUGGAAAGUCGCUCGGAAGGGAUAUUCAUUGGAACGCGGAAAAAGUAAUCGAGAGUUGAAACUCGAUACGGGACGUUUCGAGGAAACGGCGAAGUAUUGUGAAGAUUGUUUACAAAAAUUCUACAUCGAGGCUGGAGUUGACGAGGUGGAUGCGGCGUCCAUUUUAUCACGAAGGCACGCUCGGAGGAUCCAACGUCAAAAACUAAGUUUCUAUUAAAUUAAAACUAGACCGGAUCCAAGGACUGAGAUUCUUGGAACAACGGACCGGACCUGGAAUUUGCGGUUCCAAGUUCCAAGCUCCUGGACGAGUCCUUGGCUUCCUGGAGGCUCGACCAGCCUUUGGCGGGUCCUCUUCGAGAGGCUUCCGCGGGGGUCGAGAGCUGGUCCCUCCAGGAGCCGUGUCCGGGGGGCCCGACUGCCCCGGGAGCCACCCCGGCUUGCCCGACUCCUGGUGAGGACGCUCGCCGGCGACUCGAUAAAUGCUCGCGUGAUCCACCGAUCCGAAUGAGCUGUGCAAUGGAGUACCAGCAAUUGGCGCCGCCUCCGGUACCAGGAGUGCUCCACCAGGCGCAUCACCCCCAGCAACAGCAACCGCCGGUGCCGCCGCAUCCCCACAUCGUGGUCGCACCGGCGCAUCAGCAACCCCAACCACCGCCACCACCGUUACCACCGACGACACACGCCCAUCAGGUGCACGCACCAUUGCCACCUAUCCACGACGACAGCACCAGCUCCAGAUGGACCCAGUACCAGCACAUCUGGAGACAACAUCAUGUCUACAUGAACGGGAAACAAGGCAAGGAUGGACCCGAAGAGAAGAAGGACGCCGACGGCGAGCUGUGGGGGAACGUGGAAGCACAGGCCGCCUUCCUCGGGCCCAACCUCUGGGACAAGACGCUUCCCUACGAUGCCGACCUGAAGGUAUUAAACCAUUACGUGGACCUCGACGAGUUCCUUUCCGAGAACGGCAUCCCCGUGGACGGGGUGGGGGGCCCCGGUCAAGGGACCAUGCAAAGUGGUCAGCUCCAUAAAAUGACCAACAACGAGGUGGCCAGCCACCAGGGACCAGCUGGCCUCCACCUGGAGCCCGUCACCAAACGAGAGAGGUCGCCCUCGCCGAGUGAAUGCUGCUCACCCGACACCCUUAACCCUCCAUCGCCGGCAGACUCCAAUUCCGGGGACUCGUCACGAAUACAAUAUGGCUUGUCUCUUGUAGCGCUCUCGAUGGCGUCAUCGGGGCGAGACUUCGAUCCCCGCACCCGCGCCUUUUCCGACGAAGAACUGAAACCUCAGCCGAUGAUCAAGAAGUCUCGGAAACAGUUCGUUCCGGAUGACUUGAAGGAUGACAAAUACUGGGCGCGUCGCAGGAAGAACAACAUGGCGGCCAAGAGGUCGCGGGACGCACGUCGCAUGAAGGAGAACCAGAUAGCUCUCAGGGCCGGUUUUCUCGAGAAAGAGAACAUGGGCCUGCGACAGGAGUUGGACCGGUUAAAGAACGAGAACAUGCUGCUGCGCGACAAGCUGAGCAAGUACACGGACGUCUAACCGAAGGCCUAGGUCGACUGGCCUCUUCUCCACUUAGAAAAGCCGUCGAGUCCAGAGUUCCAAAGGAAGAAACACCGCGGGAGAAGAGCAGGACCUUCCUCGAGGGUCCACCCGAGAGAGCGGAAGGGAGCCGGGACUCGGGACUUCGACGUCCACCGAAGAACUUCCGCUCCUCGCCUCCAUCGCUGAUCCCGCCACCCACGUCCCAUCCCGGUUCAGCCUCGACUUGUACAUAGUUAUAUGUAUAGUUAGAUUAUAUAUAAUAUCGAUAUCAUAUAGUACGAAUAGUACUAGAGAGAAAGGGAGAGAAAGAGAGAGAAAGAUACCUGCGUCUAUGUUUAAAGAAGCGACAGCCACCCCCGUGCGCCCUUUCGGCGUCUCACAUACCGCGCGUACCUAAAGGAUUUCUUGCGCGCCAGAGAUCCUGGCCCGGAUAUUUCGCUUUCACCGGAAGUCAAUGGAUCCUUUGGAGAGCUUCCUGGCGCCAGAGUUCGAGAUCUUGGCCCGGGGAUCUGCCCGACGGAGACGGUGUUUGCGUACGGACGUCAGACGUCGGCUAACUCGUGGGACGCAUCCUUGCGGGUUCACCGGUCCCCGGAUGUGGAUUCCGCGAGGUCUCAUUGGAAUCCUUGGGAUUCCUCGCGGUGCCGUAGGAGCGCUUGGUUUUGAAAUGCCCUGCAGAGUAGAGAGAACUCCCGGAGAUGGAAUUUUCCGAAGUUAUACGAGAUGUGCAAUUAGGAGUCGCGGGUGUUGGGGAUCCUUUUUUGGGAUCGAGGGAUCGCGGCUGGUCUGUGAGACGUCUCGGUGGGCUCGUACGGACAUUCAUACACAUAGAGACACCUGAUACACGCAUACAAAGACACGACACACGCGCGAGCGCGCGCGCGCAUAAGCCAAUCGCUGCUAAUAAGUUAAGCCCCGCACCGCAACGCGACUAACUAACCUAGGCGACGUUUUCGAUCGUAACACUAGGGAGUUUUUCCUGUUUUCUCUUCUCUCCUAGUUUCUGCCCUCCCCUAGAUCGUAACCCUCCUUUCUUUCGGCGAGUCGCGAGCUCGUUCGCGCGGUUGCGACGCGAUCGGCCUCCUCCGUAGACGGGAGGAACGUGGAAGGUCUUCUUCAGGGUUCACCAAAAUGGCCGUCCAUCGUGGCCGUCCAAAAUGGUCUCGUUAAUCAAAUGCGCCCCCGAAUGUCGCCGCGUAUCCUCCAGUCAGCGUUCCAGUACGCGUUUCUACGCAAUUCACUGUCAUUCGGAUUUUCCUUUAAUCAUAGAUUGUUUCUAAUUCUCAAAAUAUCGAGGAAUCGGGUAGAUACGCGAUGAGCCAUUUUUCUUCUUUUCGCGUAAUCGAGGAAUCAUGUUUUAAAUGUUUUGAGAAACUGGAACGCUUACACGUGGACUGGGGUUUACGUUAUGCGGUACUACGUGUUGCCUUUGACGUUUCUCUUUUCUAUGGUUUUCUCGAUUAAUCUGUCGCGUGUCGAUCGAUCUCUCGCGGCGAUCGAUCGUUGGUGUUGCGUUCAAAUUGCGACGGCUCGACGCGAGAUUCGAAUAAGUUUCCAGUUUAGAGCCCCGCGACGACCCCUCGUAUUUUGGACGCUACUCUGGGGUUUAAACUUCCCGCCCGCAGGCUCGACGCCAUCUUGGACUUCCCGGGGGAAGCUAACACAUGGAACGCCUCGGCGGGCGUUCCGCGAACGAGUUACCAGCACCCUCUGGCGGUGCAAGAGUUUACUGUGAAUUUCGGGAGCUUAAUUUCGGUGCCUUUUAACGGGCGCGUAGUCUCACGUCACGCACCUCCUAAACGCGGAAAAUUCGUGGGAUCGCGGUUCUCAAUUUGUACAUAGUAGGAUAAAAGAGAGAAAAAGGGGAGAAAAUCACGAGCCAACUCGUCGGCUUGGCGACGCAGGAAUUGCGGAGCGAAUUGCGGAGCAUGUACGCAUGUCGAUUACAAUUCGCCGGAGUCCCUUUUGUCAGCGCGUGCCUCUUGAUACGGCGAAUCAAAAGUCACCUUUUCAAAUUCUCCCUGGACCAUUGUUUCCGGGGAACUUCGUCGUUAGAGUCGGCCGAUCAGCCGCCUUAAUCGCUACUCCGCUUUCCGAUCGGCUGACUCUACCCUCGGAAGUGUGACCCCCGGAAACCGCGAGUUCCACUUUGCAGAGAACGACUUCGAAUUCAUUUUAGAUUGCGAAAUUCGAUGGGAAAGACUAGUUCGAUGGUCGUGAACGACCCCGAUCACCUUUCGGCCUGAUUUGCGUCCGCGAUGUUCAUCGAUCCGCUUUUAAAUCCCACGUUCGAACACGCUCAACUGGCGGCAAACUUCGGGCCGAUUAGUGGGGUUAAAUUCGGCGGGAAAGCUCCACGCGACUUAACUUCGAAGGGCAGUACCACGGUACAGCGUGCACGCGUCUCGACCCUGCAUGCUCUAUGCCUUGAGAUCACCCUUAAAGAGUUGCGCGCUCCACCUGGAGAUUUAAUUUGUUCAUUACUCGAAGCCGAAUGAAAAUUAAGACGCCGGAUUUGCGAGGGACGCUCGUACGCGGUGGCAGCUUUACUCUUACCACCGUUCAAUGAGCAUUUCUCGGUAAGAAGGCGAGAAAAGUGACGGAAACGCGCGCACGCUCCGUGGCUCUCGAAGGAGGUCCGCCAUGACGGAGUGGCGCGGCCCACCUCGGAAACCCGUUUCGACCGUAAUCAAAGCAGAACAAAGAUUGAAGCAUCCGAUUAGCGAGGAAAGGAUCUUUAGCACAGCAGCUUUGCUUUCGUCGCUAUUAGGCGAGCCGAUGUAGGCGGAGAGGCGAGCUAAAAGGGUAUAUAUGUGUGCGCGUGUACUUGCGACCGAGAGAAUGGCGGCAAUGAGUCCGAGAGAGAAGAAAAUUGAAUUCUAACCAGAGCCGAGAAAUUUAACGAGGAGAAGACGUUUGAGGAUGAACCAGGAGGAGAGAACGUCGGUAAACGACGUUUUCUGCGCACGACACCUAGGUCCUAGUUCUCCCGAGAGAGGUUAAUAUCGUAGCGUAUCCACGUGGUGAUGGUUACACAGUGAUUCUAGUUGUUUUACUAUUAAGGUAGAGACGUACUUUUAGUCUAGUUCUCACGUUAACCGCGAGAGGCACUCGGGUGCGCGGAAAGCGUCGACGCGACGUCUUUGCGGAUGCGCCUUAGAGGUAGUCGACGGCGCCUCCCGAUUGGAUCGCGAGAGAUCACCGCCUACGACAAAAUGGCGGCAAUCGUGUUCGACUAAAUGGGGCGGCUGCCGCGACGUUAGCCUUCUCCCUUUAAGUUUUUAGAUGUUUAUUUUGUUCGAUAGAGAAUUAUUACGUGGACCCGCGCGCCUCUUCUUUUUCGAGACCGAGUCGAGCGCGAGGACGCUCUCGUCUUCGGGAGCGGUCCCGUUCUCUCGACACCUCGACCGGCCACGAGAUGACGACCGACUUUUUGCAUCCGUGGCUGCGCAUUUUGCGGGCAACUUUUAAGAUUAGGCAUCGUUUCGUCCCGACCCGGUGAGACGGAGCGGCAUGGCCUCGCGGAAAAGACCUUUUUUACUAACCGUUUACCCGAGAAUCGAGCGAGUUACUCUUGCAGAGGUGGUAGUUACGGAGGGAGCCACGAGAGGCGCUCGGAUCGCAAGAAAGAGAGGCGCAAGCCGCGGACGUUAAGAGAGAUACCGUCGCGAAAAAAUCAUCCGAUCCAUUAACGAACAUUAAUGAGAAUUAUGUAAUGUGAAACACGAAUGAGCCCACCAAGGUGGGAAACCUACUGUAUCACAUUUCGAGAGAUAUAUGUAUUUGUUAUUGUUUUAAUUGAA
Messenger RNA from Orussus abietinus, 6232 nucleotides. Its product is annotated as thyrotroph embryonic factor. Gene Ontology annotation, biological process: regulation of transcription by RNA polymerase II. The coding region runs from base 1386 to 2426 and encodes 346 amino acids. Gene Ontology annotation, molecular function: DNA-binding transcription factor activity, RNA polymerase II-specific; RNA polymerase II cis-regulatory region sequence-specific DNA binding. Gene Ontology annotation, cellular component: nucleus. NCBI's taxonomy places the organism in Eukaryota, Metazoa, Arthropoda, Insecta, Hymenoptera, Orussidae. The transcript has 6 exons. The record is from RefSeq and is a predicted model, not a curated record.